ACCCCCCUUUCGAACAAGAAGUAACCGUCAUCUCUGUUACUGUCCCUUCCCCCAACUGUAAAGCCCAUCACCGCUCACCCUUGAAACCCCAGUGAGGUCGCCCGACCCCCCACCAAACUCAGUCACCAUGAUGCUGGAUCUAGGUCCGUUUUCAAGCGAGAACUUCGACGCGAAGAAAUGGAUAAACUCGGCGACUCAGAGCCGGCACCCGCAAGACUCGCUCGACAAGCACCUGGUCGAUUUGGAGAUGAAGCUACAGAUGGUUUCCGAAGAGAUCGCCGCCUCUCUCGAGGAGCAGAGCGCUUCCGCUCUCCUCCGCGUGCCACGUGCCAACCGUGACAUCAUCCGCCUCCGUGACGAGGCCGUCUCGCUCCGCUCGGCUGUUUCCGGAAUCCUCCAGAAGCUCAAGAAGGCAGAGGGAUCCUCCGCAGAAUCUAUAUCUGCCCUUGCUAAAGUUGAUACUGUCAAACAGAGAAUGGAAGCAGCGUAUGAAACCUUGCAGGAUGCUGCUGGCUUAACACAAUUAAGUUCAACUGUGGAGGAUGUCUUUGCCAGUGGUGAUCUUCCUCGGGCUGCAGACACCUUGGCGAAUAUGAGGCAUUGCUUGUCUGCUGUUGGGGAGGUUGCUGAAUUUGCUAAUGUUAGGAAGCAACUUGAGGUCUUAGAAGAUAGAUUAGAUGCAAUGGUGCAGCCUCGUCUAACAGAUGCAUUAUCCAACCGCAAGGUUGAUGUUGCCCAAGAUUUGCGGGGAAUACUCAUUCGAAUUGGAAGAUUUAAGUCUUUAGAGCUACACUAUUCAAAAGUUCACCUCAAGUCCAUAAAGAAGCUCUGGGAAGAUUUUGACUUAAAACAGCGACCUAAUAAGCUGCCUAGUGAGAGGAAUGAAGUGGAAAAGCUAUCAAGUAGUAAUGAGUUCCAAUCAAGUUCACCUUCAAUUUCAUUCUCCAGUUGGUUGCCAACUUUUUAUGAUGAAUUGCUUCUUUAUCUUGAACAGGAAUGGAAGUGGUGUAUGGUUGCUUUUCCAGAUGAUUAUAAAACUCUUGUCCCGAAGCUACUAAUCGAGACAAUGGCUGCUGUAGGGUCGAGUUUUGUUUCUCGUAUCAACCUUGCUACUGGAAAUGCUGUUCCUGAAACAAAAGCAUUAGCUAAAGGUAUUUUGGAUAACCUAUCUGGGGAUAUGCCAAAGGGUAUUAAAAUUCAGACUAAGCAUCUGGAGACUCUGAUUGAAUUACACAAUAUGACGGGGACCUUUGCAAGGAAUAUUCAGCACUUGUUUUCAGAAUCAGAUCUCCGAGUUUUGAUGGACACCUUGAAAGCACUGUAUUUUCCUUAUGAUGCAUUCAAAAAGAGUUAUGGACAGAUGGAGCGUGCCAUCCUCUCCUCUGAGAUUGGAGCAGUGGAUCUGAGGGGAGCAGUUACUCGCGGUGUGGGAGCCCAGGGAAUUGAACUCAGUGAAACCGUUCGUAGAAUGGAGGAAUCUAUUCCCCAAGUCAUUGUACUUCUUGAAGCAGCUGUUGAGAGGUGUAUCAGCUUUACUGGUGGUUCUGAGGCUGAUGAGCUAAUUCUUGCACUUGAUGACAUAAUGUUACAGUACAUUUCUACCCUCCAAGAAACACUUAAAUCUUUAAGAGUUGUCUGUGGAGUGGAUCAUGGUGUUGAUGGUGUUGGUUUAAAGAAGGAGACGGGAUCAGACAAAAAGGACGGAAAUCAAAAUGUACGCAAAGUUGACUUGAUCUCCAAUGAGGAGGAGUGGUCGAUUGUCCAAGGGGCUUUGCAGAUCCUCACAGUUGCAGAUUGUUUAACAAGCAGGUCUUCUGUCUUAGAAGCUUCCUUGAGAGCUACACUUGCUAGGUUGAGCACAAGUUUGUCUCUUUCAGUAUUUGGUUCAAGUCUGGACCAAAAUCAGUCACAUUUUGUCAGUGAUCAUGGAACUGGGGAGUUGUCUUUGGGUGGAAGAGCUGCCUUGGAUGUGGCAGCUGUGCGGCUCGUUGAUGUUCCCGAGAAGGCCAGGAAACUCUUUAAUCUUUUAAAUCAGUCUAAAGAUCCCCGAUUCCAUUCACUUCCACUUGCAUCUCAGAGGGUUGCAGCAUUUGUUGAUGCGGUGAAUGAACUUGUAUAUGAUGUCCUCAUAUCUAAAGUACGGCAACGCCUCAGUGAUGUAUCUCGUUUGCCAAUUUGGGCGUCCAUUGAGGAACAAAGUGCUUUCCCUCUUCCAACCUUCAGUGCAUACCCCCAGUCCUAUGUAACCAGUGUUGGUGAAUAUCUAUUAACGCUACCCCAGCAGUUGGAGCCACUUGCUGAGGGCAUCUCCAACAAUGAUGCAAACAAUGAUGAGGCACAGCUUUUUGCGACAGAAUGGAUGUUCAAGGUUGCAGAGGGUGCAACUGCGCUUUACAUGGACCAAUUGCGGGGAAUUCAGUACAUAUCAGAUCGUGGAGCCCAACAGCUAUCAGUGGAUAUCGAGUAUCUUAGUAAUGUCCUUUCUGCGCUAUCAAUGCCAAUCCCCCUGGUCAUUGCCACAUUCCACACUUGCCUUUCUACCCCAAGAGAGCAGCUGAAAGAUCUUCUGAAGUCAGAUUCAGGAAACCAGCUUGAUCUUCCAACAGCAAACCUUGUGUGUAAGAUGCGGCGUGUAAGUUUAGAUUAGUGAAGAUUCCUUUUCUGAGAAAAUUUUCCAUGUCAAAAUUGGAUGAACUUGCCUUUGUUCUGGGAUGCUAUUAUUUUGAUCUCUAUAUUACGGAAGAAAUGAAAGCUCGAAGCUGGAGCCUAUCUUUUGCAUUCAAAA
Messenger RNA from Carya illinoinensis, 2785 nucleotides. RefSeq names its product conserved oligomeric Golgi complex subunit 7. Lineage: Eukaryota; Viridiplantae; Streptophyta; Magnoliopsida; Fagales; Juglandaceae. The transcript is spliced from 10 exons. Gene Ontology annotation, cellular component: COG complex. Gene Ontology annotation, biological process: Golgi organization; intracellular protein transport; retrograde vesicle-mediated transport, Golgi to endoplasmic reticulum. The record is from RefSeq and is a predicted model, not a curated record. Bases 128 to 2647 code for a protein of 839 amino acids.